AUGGCUAGUACAGCUUUGAGAUAUAAAAAUGAUGCAAAGCGUGGUAUCAAAUACACCAUAAUGAUAACUGGUGCUUCAGGUACGGGAAAAACAACAUUUAUCAAUUCAUUAUUAGACACAAAACUACUACCUCACAGAUACCAGCCUAUUGGAUCUUCUAUUGAAGAACCUACAUUGGUCUCAUAUAUUGGUGAUUCUGAUUGUAACUAUGAUUCAAGGGAAUUCAAUCCAUUACGUCAAUACACUGAAUCAACUAUGUCAAUUACUUCAAGUAAAAUUGAAAUUGCAGAUGAUGAUGGUUCAAAAGUGAUGCUCACUGUUAUUGAUACUCCUGGUUUCGGUGAUAACAUUGAUAAUGAAUUAUGUUUUGCAGAAAUUGUUGGUUUUUUGGAACAACAAUUUGACCAUGUCUUAGCAGAAGAAACAAGAAUUAGAAGAAAUCCAAAAUUCGAAGAUACAAGAGUUCAUAUAUGUUUAUAUUUUUUGGAACCUACAGGUCAUGGACUAAGAGAGUUAGAUGUUGAAUGUAUAAAAAAGAUGUCCAAAUUUGUUAAUGUCUUACCAGUUAUAAGUAAAGCUGAUUCAUUCACACAAUCUGAAUUACAUGCUUUCAAGAGAAACGUCUUGUAUGAUAUCAAAAAAUAUAACGUUCCAAUUUUUGAAUUCAAUUAUGAUGAAGAUGAAGAUGAUAUAGAGACAAUAGAAGAGAAUAAAGUUUUGAGAAAUUUACAACCAUUUGCAGUCAUGGGGUCAAAGGAGAAAUUUGACGUUAAUGGUGAACUAAAAUAUGCAAGAAAAUAUCCUUGGGGUUUGAUAGAUAUUGAACAAAACUCUGAUUUCUUAAAAUUGAAAAAUGUCCUAUUUGGCUCCCAUUUACAAGAUUUCAAAGAUUUAACUACAAAUUUCCUUUAUGAAAAUUAUAGAAGUGAAAAAUUAUCA
This is a messenger RNA of Hansenula anomala, 939 nucleotides long. RefSeq names its product septin family protein. The annotation marks the transcript as partial. Gene Ontology annotation, molecular function: GTPase activity; GTP binding; molecular adaptor activity. NCBI's taxonomy places the organism in Eukaryota, Fungi, Ascomycota, Saccharomycetes, Phaffomycetales, Wickerhamomycetaceae. The transcript has a single exon. The record is from RefSeq and is a predicted model, not a curated record. Gene Ontology annotation, biological process: division septum assembly; actomyosin contractile ring assembly; protein localization to bud neck. Gene Ontology annotation, cellular component: cytosol; septin ring; septin complex.